Messenger RNA from Ogataea philodendri, 3414 nucleotides. RefSeq lists its product as uncharacterized. The record is from RefSeq and is a predicted model, not a curated record. Gene Ontology annotation, cellular component: nucleus. The transcript has 4 exons. Lineage: Eukaryota; Fungi; Ascomycota; Pichiomycetes; Pichiales; Pichiaceae. Gene Ontology annotation, biological process: mismatch repair. Gene Ontology annotation, molecular function: mismatched DNA binding; ATP binding; ATP-dependent DNA damage sensor activity. Bases 1 to 3414 code for a protein of 1137 amino acids.
AUGAGCCAAUCUCAUUUUUGGUCGUCCUCAAGUGCCCAUUUUCAAUUAGAGUCUCUACGCUUUUCGAGUGUUCACUCGACGCAGCAGCUCGUGCGUAUUCCGAUCAACUUGCGAGGUCCAUUGGAAGCCAUCAAGUUGCCGAGUCUGGAUCAAGAUUCUGAAAACGCGUCAAAUUCCAAAGGCAAGAAGUCAAAGAAAACAAAACCGGUUCCCGUUUUUAGUGACCGUGGAGCCAAACCUGAAGAGGGUGAGUUCACCUCUUUUUACAAAGGUCUGAAGGACACGGUUGACCAGUUCCCUGUGGAUGAGUAUGUGGUGUUGAUCCAGGUCGGAUCGUUUUACGAGCUGUAUUUCCAGCAAGCAGAGACCCAUGCGACACGUCUUGGACUCACGCUCACCAAAAAGGCUCUGAAACAGAAGAACGUCCCAUUUGCCGGAUUCCCUGAUAUCAAGCUCGACAAGUAUCUUCAAAUGGUGUUCAAAAAUGGCCUCAAAGCUGUCGUGUGCGACCAGCAGCCCACAGCACAUAACAUCAUCACGCGACCAGUCACCCGUCUUCUGACACCAGGAACCAUCGUCGACGAAGAACUAAGAGAUUACCACAGAACAAACUAUUUGCUUUCGGUGCAAUUUCCGUCUGACCCGUUCAAAGUCGACCCUACCAGCCAGAAAAUCGGUCUUUGCUGGGUCGACGUUGGUUUGAGCGAGUUCAACGUUCUGGAGACAACCCUGUCGGAUCUGAUGGCCAACAUUACCCGAAUCAACCCGAAGGAGAUUCUUGUCAACGACGAUAUUGACCUGGACUUACUGGUUUCUGGUAAAUGGUUUCCGGAACUUGCAGAGAUGAAACACUUUUAUCUCAGCAGAUACUCUCUUCCGACAAAUAAUCUCUCGUUGCAUGAUUUCAUUGACAGGUUUUCCGACAACAGACGACUCGUGGUUAGUUUGUUGGACAAUCUGAGCCAAAAGGAAGCAAGUGCUGCCAAACUUGUGCUCAACUAUUUGCACAAAUGUCUGCCGUACUACAAGCUGAAUUUUGGGCUGCCAACCCGCUCGCUUCCAAACACCCUUAUGCACAUCGACCCCCGUGCAGCCCAGGACCUCGAACUCACAGAGACCAUUGUUGGUGGGUUCAGAACCGGGGCAUUGGCCUCUAUUGUCGAUAAAACGUGCACGGUCCAAGGCUCGCGUUUGCUCAACACCUGGCUGCUUGCUCCAUCCACCGACGUGGACGAAAUCAGACGCCGUCAACGGUACGUUGAGAGGUUCAUUGGAAACCGUGGCUUUGUAGAGGAAUUGACUCAGCUUCUGCGCAAAACCACAGACCUGAGUCGUAUCGUUCGUCGUACCGAUAAUCGUCGAGCAGAAAUGGGCGAGUACCUCGAGCUUGGUCACACGAUUCUCAUCAUCAACGAGAUUUUACAGAUGGUGAAAGAGUCGCCCGAUAAAAAACUGGUCAAGAGUCUGCUUCCUCUGUUUAAAGAAUUUGAAGCGUCUCAGCAUCUGGUGACGCUCGCCAAUGAGAUUACUGACGCCAUCAAUCCGCAAACGCUCACAAUCAAAAUGGAUACCAUCAAGAGUGAAACAGAAGUGCUUAGAAAGAUUUGGUCCAUGAACCCGACAGCCUCUGCUAAAAUGGUCAAGCUACGUGCACAUUACGAUCUUUUGGAACAGCAAUUCCACACACUCUGUAGCGAGCUGUCGGCAGAAUUCGAGAAGAACGGGUUCCCUGGUUCUUUCUCUUUGGUAAGAGAUUUGCAGAUGGACGAGUUCAUUAUUGACGUUCGAACGUCCAGGAAAACAUUUAAUGACGUUAUCGAGAAUAUGCCGUUGACGUUGCGGGAUCGCAACAAGUCGAGUGCCAAGCUGUGGUCCUCGGAAUGGCAGGAGUUGGGGAUACAGCUGGUAGCUGCGGAAGCAGAGAUCUUGAGAGAGGAAGAGAGAGUUACGACGAUGAUCAGGGACCAGAUUCUCUCGUUCUCCAAAGAGAUCCGAUUGGUGGCUCCAAUCAUUGAGUUUCUCGAUGUUUGCGUGUCGUUCUACAGAUUGGCUACCGAGAAAGGACUGGUUCGUCCUGUGGUUGACAAGAGCACCACGUUCGCAAUAGAGGGUGGAAGACAUCUGGUUGUUGAAGAAGGUUUGAAAGGACGGGUUGCAGGGGUGGAGAACUUCACAGCAAACGACUGCAGCCUUCGGUCGGGAGAAGGGUGGGUGAUCACAGGCCCCAACAUGGGUGGAAAGAGCACUUUUUUGCGUCAGAACGCACUUAUCGCCAUUCUGGCCCAGAUUGGGUCCUUUGUCCCUGCUAAAAGUGCACACAUCGGAGUCAUAGAUAAGGUCUUCACCAGGGUUGGAGCUUCCGAUAAUAUUUACCGGAACCAGUCGUCAUUUAUGGUGGAAAUGAAUGAGACUGCCAUUAUCCUCAGAGACUCUACUGAACGCUCAAUGGCCAUUGUUGAUGAGCUGGGACGUGGAACUUCGUCAACAGAAGGAAUAUCCAUUGCAUUUGCAUCGUUGUCGCAUCUGAUGAAGAAAAAGAAGUGCAAAGUUCUGUUUGCAACGCAUUACGGUCCAGAGAUCUGCGGCUUCAUCAAGGAGGACAAGCAGCUAGACGAUAACGUUUCUUUCUAUCAAACGAGUCUGAGCGAGGUCCAGGAAGGAAAUUUGCCUGUUGACGAGAAGCUGGUGUACGACCACAAGCUGAUGCCUGCUGCUGCUGCACUGGUUGCACUUGUUGGUAAGGGUAGUAUCCCGGAUACUGCUGGUACUGAGGAUACUGCUGGUAUUGCUGGUAUUGCUGAUACUGGGGGUAGUAUGCCUGCUGUGGAGGAUAGUACUGCUGGGGAUACACCUGUGGAACUUGUGGAACUUGUGGAACUUGUGGGACUUGUGGAACCUGUUGGAACUGCUGGGGAGUCAACUGUUGCACUGGCUGAACUGGCUGAACUGGCUGAACUGGCUGAACUGGUUGCACCGGCUGUGCAGGAGCAACCUGGGGCGACGAGCGCUAACGGUGACUGGACCUGGCCAAAGGUCUCAAAAAGCGGUCCGAGUAUCGAACGAUCCUCAAAACACAGAAUAGACCCGUCCUUAAGCACACGGAUCUCUCCAGAGACUCUGGCCUUCACAACCACGCUCUUCUCCACCACCGCACUGAUCUCUCCAAUAUAUUCAAUUGGCGCAUCUUCAGGGAUCACAAAGUCCUCUGGUAGCUCAACACCUUCCUCGUCCAUCUCGUUUUUGGAUCUAAUUGGCUCUGCAGAUAUAUCACUCUCAUUAUCAGAAACUCCAACAUCCUCUGAUUCUUCUUCCGAUGAUGAGUCUGACGACGAGUCAGACUGGGAUUCAGAGCUGGAUUCAUCUUCAGAGCUCGAAUCAGAGUCGUUGUCUCUAUCUGACUCUGCAAUCUCUUGA